AGUAGUACAGAAGCUGGAGGAAGGAGAAGGCGACGACCGACGACGAAGAUAGAGGAGAAAGAGGGUUUUCUGCAGAAUGGCGAGAUCUACCGGCGAGGAUGCUCAAGCUCUGUUCCAUUCUCUCCGGUCUGCUUAUGCAGCAACGCCGAAGAACCUCAAGAUCAUCGAUCUGUACGUGGCCUUUGCCGUGUUCACUGCUCUGAUCCAGGUAGCUUACAUGGCUAUGGUGGGAUCGUUCCCCUUCAAUUCCUUCUUGUCCGGAAUACUUUCUUGCACUGGGACAGCUGUCCUUGCAGUUUGUCUUCGUAUUCAAGUGAACAAAGAGAACAAGGAAUUCAAGGAUUUACCACCGGAGCGUGCUUAUGCAGAUUUCGUUCUCUGCAACUUGGUGCUGCACUUGGUGAUUAUGAACUUCCUAGGAUAAAAUAUGUUACAGCCCUUUGAAGCUAUGUGUUUUUGUUUCUUGAAGAAACCUUAUCUAGUUGGAAGAGACAAAGGGAAUACACACUUUGCGGCGACAUUAUUCUUAGAAUGGAUAUGAGAUUUCUGGGCUUGUUAAGCUGUCAAGAAUUGAACAAUUUCUAGACCUUGUCUUUUGGGUAGAAAUAGCAUUCCCUGUAGGGUUGAUACGUGUCAUGACGGGCUAUCUGGCACUGUCCGUUAGCAUGGUAAUUGAUACAAGUUUCUAA
This is a messenger RNA of Punica granatum (pomegranate), 689 nucleotides long. The record is from RefSeq and is a predicted model, not a curated record. Lineage: Eukaryota; Viridiplantae; Streptophyta; Magnoliopsida; Myrtales; Lythraceae.